AUGUAUCGACCUCUUUUGGGAAAAUUGGCCAUAUUAGCUGAUGCUAACGUGUUUACAGUCGACUACCGUUUGGCACCUGACCAUCCUUUUCCUACAGCUUUGGAGGAUGCUCUUGCUGCUUAUAUGUACUUGUUAGAUCCUCCAAAAGAUGCUCUUUUUGAUCCUAUUCCUUCUUCUCAAAUUGUUAUAUCUGGUGAUUCAGCUGGAGGAGGAUUGACAAUGUCAUUGUUGAUUUGUAUUCGUGAUAGUGGACUACCUAUGCCUGCUGGUGCUAUUCCUAUCUCACCUUGGUUAGAUUUAACGCAUUCUUUACCUUCUUGUCGUACCAAUCAAAUGACGGAUUACUUGCCAAAUGUAUUCAACUCUUUAAAAAAAGCAAGUCCAUUGAAAGACACUGAUGAAGAAAAACAAGAUGAUAUGCUUUUCUAUGGCGUACUGGAUGAAACUCUUGAACAAAUCCAUCUUUAUACCCAUAAUCGAUGUCUCAAACAUCCUUUGGUCAGUCCUUUGUUCGAUCGAUACCGAUGGCAUGGACUUCCUCCUCUUUUGAUUCAAACAGGUGAUGCGGAACAACUACGUGAUGAAUCCAUCUGUGCGAGUUUCAAAGCUACGGAUCAAUUCAGUGAUGGACCUCCUUCUCUGGAUUCAACUACCCAUCUCAAACGAUUACCCCUUACUCAAGUGACUCUGGAUCUUUAUGAUGAUCAACCUCAUGUUUUUCAAUUAUUGAUGCCAUCCAAAUCUGUCGAACGUUCUAUCCAUACAAUGGCUGCAUUUUUAUCUGACAUUGAAUCCAACAAACAACAACAACAAGAACCUUUAACUAUUCGUUCUGUGGCUCAUGAUGGACAAGUACAAGAUGUUACAAAAGAUAUGAUCAAGAUUCAUGCUGGAGACACUUGGCAAGAUUGGGAAGAUCGAUUGGACAAUACAAGUUUGAAAUCAAGAUUCCAGCAAGCAAGAUUAUGA
Messenger RNA from Halteromyces radiatus, 969 nucleotides. RefSeq names its product Alpha/Beta hydrolase protein. The coding region runs from base 1 to 969 and encodes 322 amino acids. Gene Ontology annotation, molecular function: hydrolase activity. The record is from RefSeq and is a predicted model, not a curated record. Lineage: Eukaryota; Fungi; Mucoromycota; Mucoromycetes; Mucorales; Cunninghamellaceae. The transcript is spliced from 2 exons.